GUUGAGACUGAAAAGUCUCAUAUGUCUGUAGCCAGAAUUGUACUGAGAACAGGCUACAAAGACAUCCAAUACCAGCCUCUCCCCAAGGAAAUCGAGGACGCUGACGACGUUGAAUCGCCAGUUUCAGUUGGAGGUUGUAAUUUGGACAUUGCCACUACGCCUACUUCCAGCGGCCAUGAGCAGCAGCGGCUGUUAACUGACGAUGGAGAAGCAAACAUUCCCUUACAGACAGAUGAUCCUGAAUUUAAUGAACUCAUUGUCGAGUCAGAAAGAGCUAUAGAUGAAGGAAUUCUACCAGACAGAAUAUACCAAGGAAGCAGUGGCAGUUAUUUUGUAAAGGACCGAGAUCGCAAAACUGUUGGUGUUUUUAAGCCAAAAAAUGAGGAACCUUACGGACAUUUAAACCCUAAGUGGACAAAAUGGAUGCACAAGAUGUGUUGCCCAUGUUGUUUUGGCAGAUCUUGUCUUAUUCCCAAUCAAGGGUACAUGUCAGAGGCUGGUGCCAGUUUGGUUGACUCCAAGUUCGGACUUGGUGUCGUUCCUAAAACAAAGGUAGUUGCACUGGCAAGCGAGACCUUCAACUACACUCCUAUUGACAAAGCUAAAGCUAAGUCUGUGAAGUUUGCUACAGAACGGUUCCCUGAUACGCUUGGUAAAAACAUGAAAGCUGGCCUCCCGCCUAAGGUAAGAUAA
Molecule: messenger RNA, 693 nt
Organism: Bolinopsis microptera
Lineage: Eukaryota; Metazoa; Ctenophora; Tentaculata; Lobata; Bolinopsidae
Product: phosphatidylinositol 4-kinase type 2-beta-like
Exons: 4
Coding region: 22-693 (223 amino acids)
Biological process (GO): endosome organization; phosphatidylinositol phosphate biosynthetic process; Golgi organization
Cellular component (GO): plasma membrane; endosome; lysosomal membrane
Molecular function (GO): 1-phosphatidylinositol 4-kinase activity
Source: RefSeq, a predicted model, not a curated record